AGACUGUCCGAAACCGAACCCAACAUAAACCUUUCGCACACUCUCUCUCGUUUACGCUUUCCCUAGUUGAAAAGCUUCCGCCCUUCGCUCUGUGGCCCUUGAAGCUAAAUCUAGGGUUUUUCUCUCAAAUCGCAGACCUCGAUCGGCCCUUGCUCCGGUGAGCGGCACGUACCUCGAACCAAGCGGGUCGUCUCCUUUUGUUUCUUCUUCAACUGGGUUAUCUUUAUCUUUCUGAAUUUCAGGCUGCGAAUCGGAUUUGCUUUCCCGAAAAGCUGAUUGAAACGAAGGAUUAUCAAUUCAAAAGUUCUUCUGCAAAAUUCUUGGUGCUGCAUUCUUGGAGUCCAUAGCCCUUCAAAGAAGAAGAGAGUGGAGGUGUGGACAAGCACCAAUCGAAUUUGGUAGGGUUCUUGGAUUAUCCCGGUGCUAUCCUUCAGAGAUAUAAUCAGUUCUGAAGUAGAAGAAAGGAACAAUGGCGAUAGCGGCCCCUGGGCAGCUCAACCUCAACGAGGUCCCUUCAUGGGGUUCCAGAAGCGUCGACUGCUUCGAGAAACUGGAACAAAUUGGCGAGGGAACCUAUGGCCAAGUUUACAUGGCUAGAGAAAUAAAGACGGGAGAAAUUGUCGCUUUGAAGAAAAUUCGGAUGGACAAUGAGAGAGAGGGGUUCCCCAUAACUGCCAUACGGGAAAUUAAGAUUCUUAAGAAGCUUCACCAUGAUAAUGUCAUCAAUUUGAAAGAGAUCGUGACUUCCCCAGGUCCAGAGAAGGACGAGCAAGGUAGACCAGAUGGUAAUAAGUAUAAAGGUGGCAUCUAUAUGGUCUUUGAAUACAUGGACCAUGAUUUGACAGGUCUAGCUGAUCGACCUGGGAUGAGAUUUUCAGUCGCCCAGAUUAAGUGCUACAUGAAACAACUUUUGACCGGGCUUCACUAUUGUCAUGUGAAUCAAGUACUUCACCGAGAUAUUAAAGGCUCUAAUCUACUUAUAGACAAUGAAGGCAAUCUGAAGCUUGCAGAUUUUGGGCUUGCCCGUUCAUUUUCAAAUGAUCACAAUGCCAAUCUUACAAAUCGUGUUAUUACUCUUUGGUACAGACCUCCAGAGUUGCUUCUUGGAGCUACAAAGUAUGGUCCAGCUGUAGAUAUGUGGUCCGUUGGGUGUAUCUUUGCUGAGCUUCUACAUGGCAAGCCAAUUUUUCCCGGGAAAGAUGAGCCAGAGCAAUUAAAUAAGAUUUUUGAGCUGUGUGGAGCUCCAGAUGAGGUCAACUGGCCUGGAGUUUCGAAGAUUCCAUGGUAUAACAACUUCAAGCCCACAAGGCCACUGAAGAAACGUCUCAGGGAUGUUUUCAGACAUUUUGACCGUCAUGCUUUGGAGUUGUUGGAGAAAAUGCUGACACUUGAUCCUUCUCAGAGAAUAUCAGCUAAGGAUGCUCUUGAUGCCGAGUAUUUCUGGACUGAUCCAUUACCUUGUGAUCCUAAGAGUCUACCAAAAUAUGAAUCAUCACACGAGUUCCAGACAAAGAAAAAGCGCCAGCAGCAACGGCAACAUGAAGAGAAUGCAAAACGUCAGAAACUGCAGCACCCUCAGCAGCAUACCCGCCUCCCACCGAUUCAGCAAUCUGGCCAAGCACAUUCCCAAAUGCGGCCUGGACCUAACCAACCUAUCCAUGGUUCUCAGCCCCCGGUUGCUACAGGACCUAGCCACCAUUAUGGUAAGCCACGCGGGCCCUCCGGAGGGCCAAGCAGAUACCCACCUGGUGGGAACCCUGGCGGUGGAUACAACCAUCCAAGUCGGGGUGCUCAAGGUGGCGGAGGUGGGUACAGCAGUGGCCCAUAUCCUGCACAAGGGCGGGGAGCACCAUAUGGUUCUAGUGGCAUACCUGGUGCAGGUCCUCGGGGUGGAGGCAGUGGUUAUGGAGUUGGUGGCCCAAACUAUCCUCAGAAUGGUCCCUAUGGUGGCUCUGCAGCAGGUCGGGGCUCAAACAUGAUGGGUGGAAACCGCAAUCAACAGUAUGGUUGGCAGCAGUAAAUAUGCACCUCCUUGGUACAAGAGAAGGGAUCCGAGCUCGACGGUUUAGCAAGUGUGAUUCGAAGGGUGGGAAGAGAAGCAUCAUUGAACCACUGCUAAAUAAUUUCUACGGGAUGUGAUUGAUUCGUAUGCAAAACAUUCUCAAACCAGCUUUACGUUCAAACAUGUACCCGUUAAUCCGUUACCUAGUUAGAAAAUAUGAAGAAAAGCGGGAAGAUGCCGAAUGAGUUGUGUUUGAGUUAUGCAUACCAUCCGAGGUUAGGUUGUACUUAGGCAGAGUCUGCAGGAGUGCUUGCUGUGUGGUUUAAAGUUUAAGCUUUUCAUACAGUUUUGGCUCUAAUUUAAUCUGGAAGCUGUGACCAUGUACGAUACUUUUGAAUUUUCGGACAAAAUUAUGAGACAAUUUAUUGCAAAGACAUACAAAUAAUAGUAUCGUUUAAUAAUUUAGUCC
Messenger RNA from Malus domestica (apple), 2471 nucleotides. RefSeq names its product cyclin-dependent kinase C-2-like. Gene Ontology annotation, molecular function: ATP binding; RNA polymerase II CTD heptapeptide repeat kinase activity. Gene Ontology annotation, biological process: positive regulation of transcription elongation by RNA polymerase II; protein phosphorylation. The record is from RefSeq and is a predicted model, not a curated record. Lineage: Eukaryota; Viridiplantae; Streptophyta; Magnoliopsida; Rosales; Rosaceae. Gene Ontology annotation, cellular component: cyclin-dependent protein kinase holoenzyme complex; nucleus.